AUGCUGCGACUGUUCUUUGACCUGGUGUGUCCCGAGGAUCAAGGACAACAGACAGAAUUUGUCCUAACCCACCCCGAUUAUGGUAUACAAAAUGUCAUGGUGUCCGAGGACGGUAGGCUGCUCGCCCUCAUUGAUUGGGACGGCGCCAGUGUCGCAGACAAUGAUCUAUAUGGCGCUUUGAUGGUGAACAUCUUUGCACACGAAUGA
Molecule: messenger RNA, 207 nt
Organism: Histoplasma mississippiense
Lineage: Eukaryota; Fungi; Ascomycota; Eurotiomycetes; Onygenales; Ajellomycetaceae
Exons: 1
Coding region: 1-207 (68 amino acids)
Source: RefSeq, a predicted model, not a curated record